Molecule: messenger RNA, 1333 nt
Organism: Galleria mellonella (greater wax moth)
Lineage: Eukaryota; Metazoa; Arthropoda; Insecta; Lepidoptera; Pyralidae
Gene: Or-64
Exons: 9
Coding region: 1-1251 (416 amino acids)
Biological process (GO): detection of chemical stimulus involved in sensory perception of smell; sensory perception of smell
Cellular component (GO): plasma membrane
Molecular function (GO): odorant binding; olfactory receptor activity
Source: RefSeq, a predicted model, not a curated record
AUGAGGGUUAUAAACAUGCUUUGGAGAUGGUUAACAAACACAAAAGCUAUAGAAAAAUCUAGCGGAGAAUUAGAAACUGCUUUCUUUGAGUCGGUCUACAGAGUGACUUAUCUUGUAGGUUUUUCAACAUCAGAUAAUGGCUUGUUGUACCUGAUAUACAGUACUGUAGUUAAAAUAUCGUUAUGUUUGGUGCUGUUAUCGGAAUUUUGGUACAUGUGUACACUGGCAAAUACUUUGGAUGAACUAGCAGGAUCCAUCAACAUAGUAGUUAUACAUUGUAUUACCUGCUUCAGAUACGCAAAUAUGAUAAUCCAUAAAGACGUCUAUAAGAAACUUGCACAGGCCAUGGAGUCACCGUACUUUGAUAUUUCCACAUCUAAAAGGAAAAAGAUAACAGAGUAUUGGGCGCAGCAGAACGAAAAAUAUCUAAAGACACUCUUGCUUAUUGGAAACAGUACACUUGCAGCUUGGUUCAUAAAUCCCUUAAUAGACGGGGUAGAUCGUAAUAUAAUUGGAGGUAUUUACCUUCCCUUUUCAUAUGAUACUCCCUGUCGAUACGCCGUUUCUUACCUUAUGGUGAUAGUAUCAUUCGCCUACAUAUCAUAUAGCGUCAUGCUGAGCGAUCUCACCAUGCAAGCUCACCUUAUCCACUUGGUCUGCCAGUUCAAUGUGCUUGUAGACUGUUUUAAAAACAUUAUAAAUGAUUGUCAAGGACCCGACGAUCUUGAAAAUAACAAUAUGCUUGUAAUUAACAAUAAAUUCAAGGAAAGGUAUGUGAAGAGAUUGGGUGAUUUGAUAGAGCAGCAUAGGAGUAUAUUAAGUCUAGCUAUGAAGCUGCGAUAUAUACUGAGCGCACCUUUGUUAGGACAGCUGGUCGCAAGUGGUAUACUUAUUUGUUUUGUCGGUUACCAAGCUACUACGACAGCCGCAGCCAGUUUAACUCAAGGUCUCACUAGUAUCUUGUACUUGGGAUAUAAUCUCUUCGCAUUCUACAUAAUUUGCCGUUGGUGUCAAGAAAUAACUACACAGAGUCAGAAUGUUGGUGAGGCAGUAUAUUGUUCUGGUUGGGAGCAAGGCACUUCUAUAAUACCCAAAGUCCGUUCAAGUUUGCUCUUAAUCAUCGGCCGCGCGAAUAAACCUCUUAUAUUUUCUGCUGGUGGAAUGUACAAUCUUUCCCUCCAGUCUUAUACUUCGUUGGUAAAGACGUCGUAUAGCGCAUUGACAGUUCUGCUUAGAGUUCGCCAAAACUAACAAUUGUAGCUAAAUAAUUAAAUUAGUUACAUUAAUACGUUGUAAACAUCAAGUCACACGUUCUGUCUAUAUGUAGAGCUGU